AUGUUGUCGAGGCAGUUGCACGGUCAGAGAGAGAUCUCCGUUCGAAUUCUACAAGCUGGGCGGGCGUUUGCCACCAAGGGCGCAGCAGGUUUGGACGCUACGCCUUUGGAUCAAGCAAAACCCUACUCGGAGAUACCUGGUCCCAGUAGAUUCAACUUUAUUCGCUCUUUCUUGCCGGGCGGUCGCUAUAGCAAUAAGCCGGUGCAUAAAAUGUUUUUGGAUAUGAAUAAACGGUUUGGGGACAUUUUUCGCAUGCCUGGCAUUGCUGGCAAAGAGAAUAUGGACCAUUUCAAAAGGGUUCACAGACGUGAUAUUUUCGAUGGUGCUGAUGGUUUAACAUCAGGAAAUGGACCCGCAUGGGGUAAGUUGCGAACAGCCGUUAAUCCGAUUUUGCUGCAGCCACGCAAUGCCAAAUUAUAUGUAAACAAUAUUCUGCAGGUAAAUGAUGAGUUACUGGAGCGCAUACGUGCCAUAAGAGAUCCCAAGACUCAAGAGAUGCCUGCUGCCUUUGUCGAGGAGAUUCGCCGCCUAGUCCUGGUAUCCAUUUGUUCGGUGGCACUCAGUACGCUGGCGGAGAAUCUGGAGAGCGAGGAGGCAAAGCAAAUGAUUAAGGCAUUGGCGAAUAUAGUUGAGUUGAGCUUCCUAUUGCCACUGAUUUGGAAGUAUUUACCAGUGCCUAUGUUUAAGACCCUAAUGCGUUCUCUGGACACCAUCGCAGAGUUUUGCUAUAAUCACAUUCAGCAGGCGCUGAAGCGCAUUGAGGAAGAUGCCCGAGAUGGACGCCUGAGCACCAAGCCAGGCAUGGAGACGAGUAUUCUAGAGAAACUGGCGCGUUCCAAUCGCCAGACGGAUGUGAUUAUUGCCUUAGGUCUUUUAUUUGCCGGCGUGGAUCCCACCCUUGUCAGUCUGACGGGCAUUCUACUUAGCCUGUCGAAGAACCCCGCACAGCAAGCGCGACUGCUCAAGGAGAUUAGGGGAGUGCUGCUCGAGAAGAACUCACCACUGUCCAUAGAAAAUAUGAAGCACUUGCCACAUCUGCGUGCGUGCAUCAAGGAGGGCAUUCGCAUGUCUUGGAGAUUUGGGGUUAUAGGUGCAGGCUUACUGAUUGAAACAUCGGGCCCAUGACCAUUAAUAACACGAGGAGUUUUCUUUAGAGGUUAUGUUUAUAUAUAUAAGUUUCAAUAUCUUUUUGUCA
Messenger RNA from Drosophila grimshawi, 1195 nucleotides. Its product is annotated as probable cytochrome P450 12e1, mitochondrial. The record is from RefSeq and is a predicted model, not a curated record. NCBI's taxonomy places the organism in Eukaryota, Metazoa, Arthropoda, Insecta, Diptera, Drosophilidae. The transcript has 6 exons. Gene Ontology annotation, molecular function: heme binding; monooxygenase activity; iron ion binding. Bases 1 to 1125 code for a protein of 374 amino acids.